AUGGCUUCUGAAGAAGCACCGUUAAAAACUAAAGAUAUAAAAAAGAAAACUUUGAGAGAAAGAAUAGCUGAUAUACGUGAAAAUAUUACUUUAGAACCAGUGUUGAUAACUUAUGUCAUCCCUGGAUCGCUAUCACGCCUUGCAACACAGAAUCUAAAUCUAGACAAGGCAUGUCGAGUCAAUCUAAAUUUUGGCGAUGAUGUUUGCAAUGCACUCAUUGCACGAGAAGGGUCAUAUCAAACAGAAGAGCUUGAAGUACAAAGAUUGGUGUCUUCUAUGGAAGUUUGGAAGAACAUACUUUUAACAGCCAUACCGAGUUUCUUAAUAUUGUUCUUGGGCGCAUGGAGUGAUAGAACGGGGAAGAGGAAAAUAUGUGUUCUAAUGCCAAUAGUAGGAGAUUUACUCAUGUGCUUAAGUAAUAUAGUGAACACGUACUACUUCUACGAAUUACCAGUUCAAGUAACGAUGUUUUUUGAAGCUUUCUUCCCAGCGAUAACCGGAGGAUGGAUUGCGACUUAUAUGGGUGCAUUUAGCUAUAUCAGUGAAAUAUCUAGCGAAGAAACGAGAACUUUUAGAGUUGGUGUAGCGAAUUUAUGUCUCACAGCUGGGUCUCCUAUUGGCCAUGCAUUAAGUGGUUUAUUAUUGAAACACUUUGGAUAUUAUGGAGUAUUCUCAUUCAGUUCACUGCUUUACGUGUUCAGUCUGUGUCAUGGAUUCUUUUAUAUGAAGGAUCCGGAACGAUCUAAAACGGAAAAAUCUAAUGAGGAAACUGGUAUAUGUGAAUUUCUUAAAUCGUUUUUCGAUUUGAAUCACGUAAAAGAUACACUAAAGGUGGUUUUCAAAAAAGGAACAAAUCGUAGAAGAACUAAAUCGAUAUUAAUUCUGGCAUCUAUUGCCUUUGUUUAUGGGCCGCAAUAUGGAGAGUUUACGGUGAAAUAUUUGUUCACUCGCUACCGAUUUAACUGGGAUGCAAUUAAAUACAGUUUCUACAAUACAUUCUACAUUUGCCUUCAUACAUUUGGUGCCUUUGUGUCCGUAAGCCUUUUCAGCCGGAGAUGGAAGUGGAGUGAUGCGACUCUCGGUAUUAUUUCAUGUGUUAGUAAAUUAAUAGGUGGUAUAGCGACAAGUCAAGCGAGAAAUACAAUGGAGAUGUAUCUUGCUGUCGCAGUUGAAACAUUUAAUGCAACCUCAUUCACAGCAUUGAGAUCCAUUUCGUCGAAACUAGUGAAUAGUGAUGAGUUAGGAAAAAUGACUUCUAUUUUCAAUCUAUCAGAGGUAGUCACCUCGAUGCUAUUUGGACCUAUGUAUUCAAUGAUUUACACUAUGACUGUGAAACUCGACGCUAGCAUUGUGUACUAUUUUAGUACUGUGCUAACUGUACCUGCCAUAGCAAUAUUUGUGUGGUUUUAUGCCCGAAACAAAAAGGACAUGAAAAGAGAGAUUAAUAUGGAGAGUCAAAAAGAUGUUCUGGAAAUGGCUGAAUGUGGAAGAAAGGAAUCGUUAAUUGGCAGUAUAGACUUAGCUGAUGGAAAAAUUAUUUAG
This is a messenger RNA of Pieris macdunnoughi, 1542 nucleotides long. The record is from the annotation of a GenBank genome assembly. Lineage: Eukaryota; Metazoa; Arthropoda; Insecta; Lepidoptera; Pieridae.